AUGUCUAUUACUAGAAGGAGGGCAGCUGAAAAGAAGAAGACGAAGGGAUCUACUCAGUAUAACAAGGCUAAUACUGAAGUAGAAGAAGGUACUAUGGCAAAUGGACUCCAUUAUUUACAACAUUCCAUUUCUGAACUAACUAAUAUCUUACCGUCAUAUAAUAUGUAUAUAUUUUGGUCUGCAUCAAUUAUUGAAAGCUGUUUCUUUUACAUAUAUUUAACAUUAUUUAGACCGAUUUUAAGGCCCUUGAUAUUUGAAGAUUAUGGUCAUAAGUAUCUAAUGAAUAUACUUAGUAAUUUAAGUAUUUUCCCAUUUUUGCAAUAUUAUAAUUUUGUGAAAUUUAUAAACGCACUAUUCAAUUGGUUAGAAGCGUGGGAAAUAUCAAACCAAACUCGGUUACUUGGUUUUUCUGCAUCAUUCAUAUUUGGUAAAAUGAUCUAUCGAGGUUAUGAAGUAUGUCCAACUUAUUCUAUAAUAAACUUUUAUCUUGGAAAAUAUCCAAGUUUUUCUACAAUGAUAAUCUCAGUUAUUUCAUCUUCACUUGGAGGUAUUUUAGCUGGUUAUUUACUAUACUAUAUGUUAAAUGAUUUGCAAAUAUUAGAUGAGUCACUACUCCAAUCUUUAAGAAAUCAAUCAUUCAUUAAUUAUCCUAUACAUACAUUUUUUGUAGAAUUGUUUUUGUCUUUUGUAUACAGUCUUGGGGUUAGUAUAGUUUGUAGAGCUGGAUCCCACUUUUAUGGAGCAGCUGAACUUUCUUGGUUCACAAACACAAAUUUGGUAAUAAUUGCAAGGACUCUUAAAGCCCCUGCUCAUCUUACUUUAACUUAUUCAGCUAUGUAUGGUGCCUUUUCAGGUGAUAUACAUGGUGCAAUAAUAACGGGAACAGCCAAUAUAUUCGGAGCCAUUCUACUUAUUCAAUUAUUAAGAUUACACAACUCUACGCCGAAGAGAACUCUAAAGAAUAAACAAAGUAUUAAAAACAAAAGGAGCUAUAAUUAG
Cryptosporidium muris RN66 is the source of this 999-nucleotide messenger RNA. RefSeq lists its product as uncharacterized. The record is from RefSeq and is a predicted model, not a curated record. The coding region runs from base 1 to 999 and encodes 332 amino acids. The transcript has a single exon. Lineage: Eukaryota; Apicomplexa; Conoidasida; Eucoccidiorida; Cryptosporidiidae.